Molecule: messenger RNA, 1592 nt
Organism: Umbelopsis ramanniana AG
Lineage: Eukaryota; Fungi; Mucoromycota; Umbelopsidomycetes; Umbelopsidales; Umbelopsidaceae
Exons: 3
Coding region: 1-1473 (490 amino acids)
Biological process (GO): transmembrane transport; carbohydrate transport
Cellular component (GO): membrane
Molecular function (GO): carbohydrate:proton symporter activity
Source: RefSeq, a predicted model, not a curated record
AUGGGCAAAGUAGAACUUUACGUCGCCUCAAUCCUCGCAGGUCUCUGCCAAGUGUAUAUUGGUUACGACAGUAACACCUUUUCAUCUGUUCUUGUCAUCGACAAAUGGAAGGACUUCAUGGGUAACCCCAGCGACGUUGAAGAAGGCUCAUUACAAACAUGCUAUACCGUUCCUACUAUUAUUCUUGCUAUCUUUGUUGCACCUUAUAUCCAAGAUCGUUGGGGCCGACGUCUCUCUAUGAGUUUAGGUUCUGCUAUUAUCGUUGUCGCUGCUUUGGUUAUGGCUCUCACACCCAAUAAGAUUGGUUUCUGGGCUGGAAGAGUUGUUCUUGGUGUUGGUCAGGCUUUCGUUUACGCUGCUCCCACAUAUAUGUCUGAAUGUGCUACCCGCACCAUUCGUGGUCGAAUCGUCGGUAUCUGGCAAAUUACCUGGGCUUUUGGUGCUCUUAUCUCCACUGUUAUUGCUAUCGGAGCUACCAGCAACCCUUCAUUGGGCGAAUGGCAAUGGCGUUUGAUCGAAAUCACUCAAGUUGUUAUCCCAUCCAUCGUUGCUGUUGGUAUCUGGUUCGUUCCUGAAUCACCUCGAUGGCUCGUUGAACAUGAUCACAUUGAGAAGGCUCGUGAUGCCCUCAACCGCCUCCGUACCGCUGAAGAUGAUGUUGAAAAGGAAUUGGCUGAUAUCAUUGAAGCUGUCAGAUGGGAAAAGGAAAACACCACCAAACUUUCCAUUCGCGAAGUCUUUGUCGACAAAUCUCUUCGUCACCGUCUCCUUAUUGCCUGCUUCCUCAAUCUUUUCAACCAAGUUUGCGGUAACAACGCCAUGAACAACUUCGGUUCCCAAGUCUACUUGGCUGCUUUCGCCUCUUCUUCCAUUGCUCUUACUAUGCAAGCUGUCCAAGACGUCGUCCAGAUGGUCGGUGCUAUGAUUGCUAUCUUGUGGAUUGACAGAAUUGGUCGUAGAAGAGCCUUGUUCUGGGGUGCUCUUUUCAUGUGCGUCAUGCUUAUCAUUGCUGGUGCCAUCCCAGUCGGACUCGGUGGAGACAACAUCACUAAGAACACUGGUGCCGCUGCCGUCAUGGUUUUGGCUAUCUGCCUCUUCUAUCUCGCUUUCGGCCCAUCAUGGGGUGCUUCUGUCUGGAUCGUUACUACUGAAAUCUUCCCUAUGAACGUUCGUGCCCAGUUGGUCGGUAUCUCUUCCCAAUUCCAAAACAUCGGUUCCCUUGCCCUCAGCCAGGCCUUCCCUACUAUGUUCACCAAACUCUCCUACAAAUCCAUGUUUGUCUUUGCUGGUUUCAACAUCUUCAUGGCUAUUGUCGUUUGGUUCUAUCUUCCCGAAACCAAGGGCGUUUCCCUUGAAGAAAUUGAUGAAAUCUUCGGAGGUGUCAACCGUGUCCAAGCCCAGAGAGAAAAGGAGGGUAUUGCUGAUGACAAGGAUGCUGUCGUUGUCGAUGAGAAGAAGGAUUCUAUGGUUUAAUUUUAGUUCCACUCAUCCCAGGCUCUGACUGCUGUGCUGUUGGUAGCCUAGAUACAUUAUCAAUUCCCAAAUAUUAAUAUUUUUUGAAAAGAAAAAAAUUCACUUUUACAAACCAACCU